Molecule: messenger RNA, 1668 nt
Organism: Zymoseptoria tritici IPO323
Lineage: Eukaryota; Fungi; Ascomycota; Dothideomycetes; Mycosphaerellales; Mycosphaerellaceae
Exons: 2
Coding region: 1-1668 (555 amino acids)
Biological process (GO): transmembrane transport
Molecular function (GO): transmembrane transporter activity
Source: RefSeq, a predicted model, not a curated record
AUGACACCUGCCAUACCACCAGAGAAGAACGACUCAACCUCGGAGAGCACCAGCAGAACAACAUCGAUUGCACUAGAGAAGACAGAGGCAACACUUCCCGCCCAUGGAGCCAACCAAGAUGACGUGGAUGUGCUCAACCUGCCAUAUAGAACCCUCACAGCAGAAGCAUGCAUGGAAGAAUACACUACCGAAGUGACCGGAGGCCUUCGACCCGUGCAAUCGAACAAAACUGGCCGAACCGAGCGUUACGAGCUCGUAACCUUCGAUAUCAACGAUCCUGCCAACCCUAAAAACUUUUCGCGAGCCUACAAGUGGUGGUGCACGCUAGUCGUGGCCAUCACCUGCUUCGCUGUAGCAUUCGACAGUGCAGUCAUUACUGCCGACGUGGCCUCACCAGCAAAGACAUUCGGAGUCAGCGAGGAGGUCUCUCUGCUGGCCAUCUCGCUGUUCGUUGUUGGGUUCGGCAUCGGACCCAUGGCCUUCGCGCCCUUAUCGGAAAUCCUUGGCCGUCAGAAGAUCUACAUCAGCACGCUGCUCCUCGCUGUGGUGUUCAUCAUACCCUGCGCAGUCGCUCCCAACAUCGAGACACUCCUCAUCUGCCGCGCCAUCGACGGCAUCAUGUUCUCUGCGCCAAUGACGCUCGUCGGCGGCACGCUCGCCGAUCUCUGGAACCCCAACGAGCGUGGCGUGCCCAUGGCUGUCUUCAGCGCGGCGCCAUUCAUCGGACCAGCCAUCGGGCCCCUUGCAGGAGGGUUCAUCGCGGACAAUCUCGGCUGGCGCUGGCUAUACUGGAUGCAACUCAUUCUCUCUGCAUUCUGCUGCAUACUCAUCACCUUCACCGUGCCAGAGACCUACGCUCCCGAGAUCCUUGCCCGCCGAGCAAAGAAAAUGCGCAAAGAAACUGGCGAUUGGAAGUUCGUCACCGAACAGGACCUGGACAAGCGACCUCUCAACGAACGCCUGAAGGUAUUCCUCCUUCGACCGUUCCAGCUGCUGUUCCAGGAACUCAUUGUCUUUUUCCUGUCGCUGUACAUGUCCGUACUCUACGGCUUGCUUUACAUGUUCUUCAUUGCCUACCCAAUCGUCUACCAGGAAGGAAAAGGGUACUCCGCUUCCAGCACCGGAUUGAUGUUCAUCCCUGUUGCGGUCGGGGUGCUCAUGAGCGCCGCUUGCGCUCCGCUGGUGAACAAGCAUUACCUUCAGCUCGUGGAAAGACACCAUGGCAAGCCGCCCGCGGAGGCAAGACUGAUUCCGAUGAUGUUCUCCUGCUGGUUCAUACCGAUCGGACUGUUCGUCUUUGCUUGGACUUCGUAUCCUCACUUGCACUGGUCCGGUCCCGCGCUGGGAGGGUGGGCCGUCGGCUUCGGUUUCAUCUUUCUCUACAACUCGUGCAACAACUACCUCGUUGACUCGUACCAACAUCAAGCAGCGUCGGCGCUCGCGGCAAAGACAUUCUUGCGGUCGUUCUGGGGAGCGGCCGUCGUGCUAUUCACGAUCCAAAUGUACCACCGUCUGGGCGAUCAGUGGGCGAGCACAUUGUUGGCAUUCAUCGCGUUGGCGUGUUGUGCGAUUCCCUUCGUCUUCUACUACAAGGGUGCGGAGAUCCGGAAGCACUCGCAUUACGCCUUUUCUGGAGAUGAGGAGAACAAUGUCGCUGGCUUGCGUUGA